UAUACAUUAGUCCGGUUUUCUAGAGAGAGAGAGGGAGAGGAACGGGUAAAUCUAUCUAUCUAUCUAUCUAUCUGUAUGUGCUAUCGUGCGCUUGUGGUCUGUGCAGCAGCAAAACCGCUAUCAUUGGGAUUCGCGAAGAAUGGGUGGCGCCGGUGGAAACAACGGCGGAUUUCCGGCGUCGGCGGCGGCGGAAAUGGCGGAGCCACAGUACCAGAAGGCGAAGAUAUCGGUGUGGUGGGACAUCGAGAACUGUCAAGUCCCCAAAGGCUGCGAACCCCACUCGAUCGCUCAGAACAUUAGCUCCGCACUUGUCAAGAUGAACUACUGUGGUCCCGUCUCCAUCACCGCCUACGGCGACACCACUAGGAUUCCGACCACUGUUCAACAAGCCCUCAACAGCACCGGCAUAGCCCUUAAUCAUGUCCCUGCAGGUGUUAAGGAUGCAAGUGACAAGAAGAUUCUGGUGGAUAUGUUGUUCUGGGCUGUGGACAAUUCUGCACCUGCUAAUUAUUUGUUAAUUUCUGGUGAUCGGGACUUCUCUAAUGCUCUGCAUCAGCUGCGCAUGAGGAAAUAUAAUAUUCUCCUAGCACAACCUCAGAAAGCAUCUGCACCGCUCGUUGCUGCUGCGAAGAGCAUGUGGCUAUGGACAAGUCUUUUGGCUGGAGGACCACCAUUAUCAAAUGGCGACUCACUUCAAUUUGUUCAAAGUGGCUCUAGCUAUUUAAAGAACUCUGACUCAUCACAUAUUCCAGUUUCUGAUCCUAUUCAGGUAACCCAAACAGAGGAUCUCUUGUAUGAAAGCCCUCAUUUGGGAACUCACAAGUUCCCGCAUAUGGGAAGGGGAUCUGAUACUAAAUAUAAAGGCAAACAACCUCGGAGAACUGUGAGUCAACCAAAUAUUUCAAAAACUUCAAGUGCGCCGAUAGGGGUUCAAGAAGGUCAGAACAAUCGUCAACCUGGACAUACACAUGCUAAGCAAUUCAAGGACACCCAGGAAUUAUCUAGUGCUUAUAAUCCCAGAGGCCCCGUAAGUGGACCUGCCCCAAACUUCAUUCCUGGUAAUUCUGACCUUUCCUGGACCAACAACGAUAACCCUCAGAGCACUUACCAAAAUCAUUUUUCGCAGCCAGUAAGACCAAACAACCUCCCUUUGCAACAUGCAUUUGUACCUAAUUUGCGUCCACUUGAUUUGCACACCCAGGCUUCUCAUUCAAUACCUCUGAGGCCUGAUAGACCAAACUUCACCUCAGGUCCUCCAACAAAUGUGCCCAAUAUUGGUAAGCUAAAUAUUUCUGCAUACCCCAGCAAUGAUUACAAAUCUUCUACUUCUCAACCACGAAAUGGUGUAGAGCUGAAACAAAAUUAUAUAUUUGAGUCUCCAAACAAUGUAAAUUUAAACGCUCCACAAAGAGGACAUAUCGCGCAGAACAGACCACCAUUUCACCAUGACACGCCGAACCAAAGGCACCCAAAUGGUCCAGAAGUUAUGCCAUCAUCUUCUUCAGCAAUGGGUACCACUAAUAUCUCUGCUAAUGGUGUAUGGGGGACUCCAGGGUGCCCCAAACCUUCUGAAUAUGUCCAAGGCCUAAUCGGGGUAGUUUUACUUGCCUUGAACACAUUAAAAACUGAGAAGAUUAUGCCAACCGAAGCAAAUAUAGCUGAUUGCAUAUGUUAUGGGGACCCCAAGCACCCCAACACUGAUGUUAAGAAAGCCCUAGACAGUGCUGUUGAGCAGCAGCUGGUUGUAAAGCAGAAUUUAGGUGCUUUGCAAUUGUAUGUCGGUAAGAAUGAGAAACUAUGGAAGUGUGUGAACCCUAUAGGGGGUAAUCCUAAGCACUAUCCAAAACCAACAUGGGAUCAAAUCCAGAAAUUUUUGAUAUCCUCCGCUGGACGAUCAGCAAUAAUGGCUUCUCAAUGCAGGUAUGAAGCUGCUACUAUUAUGAAGAAGAUGUGUUUAAAAGAGCUUGCUUUGGGUGAUGUACUUCAGAUUUUACACCUGGUGAUCAAUGCAAAGAAGUGGAUUGCACAUAAUCAGUCAGGAUGGCAGCCGAUUAACAUCACUGUUGCAGAGUCCAACCCUGAUUUGGGGUCUGUAGCUGGUACAUAAACUCAACCAGAACCUAGUUUUAAUUAUGCAAAAGGGUGUGGUAGAUAGUUGUGGGGGUAUGACAUACAUGCUGGUUGGUUGGAACUAGGAAUAGUUAAUAGGAGGCUUUCUUUUCCAAGAAUUAUCGAUUAUAGAUUUGGUAGCUUUGCAAGUUAAUUCGAGGCGGUUGAGUAGGUGCAUAGGGAUGAUUAUGUUGGUGGUGGUUGUAGUUCGAAUCUUGGGAAAUUAGAAAGAUUGCUUGGACAAAGUUGACUUUACUGAGGUUGUAAAGUUGCUAGACAUUUGCUACUAUCCCCUGUUGUAUGUAGCAUAGGUCCACCUGUCCUCUUUCAUUAGAUAUUUCAACCUUGCAGGAAGUUGAUGAAUUCAAAUAUGGCUAUAGUUAACAAAAUCUUCAUAGAAACAAUGUGGAAGAAGUUCAAGCUUGAUAAGACAUCAAGCAAGUUAUCCCAUUGUAGACUUAUAUGUUUGUGCAACACAUUGAGGAAUUAGUUUGUAAGCAUUUGUUGCCUCCGAUGGUCAUGUCGUUACGAGUGUAGGUGGUUGGUUCUAAAUCGCAGUGUGGAAGGAAAAUCAAAAUGAAAAUUAAUUGCUGAUGUUGGUGAUUAAACUCGAGAUGGAGAAGGAGAUUUGUUUAGCGAGCAAAGAAACGUUAGACCUUGCAACACAGCAGACAUAUAAGAACAGCCAAAGUUACGACAGUGGAUUAUGUUACUUUUUUGCUUUUAAAUUGGUGAUCUUAAGGUGGAAACCACUUAAUCACCUAUGAUGUGUAUCACAGAACCAAGGUACUAUGUGAGAGAAAACGUGACACCCGAGAACUAUGCAUGCUGCUACAGGUUUCAAUGUGGUGGCAGUUUAUAGAGCCAUGAAAAUCUAGCCAAGCUUUCUGUUGGGGUAUGUGAACACAGCUACAUUCUGUAGCUGUUUUUGUUUGAGGUCUUGGUCCUAUAUGCUUCCUUUUUACCCUGUUCUUGAAGUUACCUUGAAGAUAUGCAUGUAAUUUUUGUCGGUAAGAACUUAAUUAUGCUCUUGCUUAGCAGAAUUGUUAAAUAAAGUUUCUAGUCAUGUAAUUGUUUCUAUUUUCCCUUGUCAAAAGUGAUGUAAUUGAUUUUGAGGUCAGAUUAGCACAUAUAAAGCAUGUAUUCACAACUUAAGUUUAGAUGUUUGUAUGGUAUUUAUUUAUUACUACAAUGCCGUGGCUUUAUCGUCUUA
Camellia sinensis is the source of this 3322-nucleotide messenger RNA. RefSeq lists its product as uncharacterized. Gene Ontology annotation, molecular function: RNA nuclease activity. NCBI's taxonomy places the organism in Eukaryota, Viridiplantae, Streptophyta, Magnoliopsida, Ericales, Theaceae. Gene Ontology annotation, biological process: regulation of gene expression. The record is from RefSeq and is a predicted model, not a curated record. Gene Ontology annotation, cellular component: peroxisome.